Messenger RNA from Pantherophis guttatus, 8149 nucleotides. It is a transcript of the gene TCP11L2, whose product is annotated as t-complex 11 like 2. The record is from RefSeq and is a predicted model, not a curated record. Lineage: Eukaryota; Metazoa; Chordata; Lepidosauria; Squamata; Colubridae. Gene Ontology annotation, biological process: signal transduction.
GAUUUGCCUUCCCUUUUUGGAAAAGAACCCCGCCGCCGGCUUCGACCUGUCCGGCCUAAGCCUUAUCGUUUCGUUCUCCGAGUGUCGCUUCCCUUGCGUGUCGCGUUGGUUAAGAUACGGAACGAAACGUUUCUAAUCCCCCCUCUCCUCACAGAGAAGUGGGAGCGUCCAGGCAGCUGCUAAUAAGACAGCCCAAGACUAUGUAUAACCAAACGGGGGAGGCGGAUGGAGAGUUAAAGCCCGAGUGACAACAGCUGAGGGGCAGCCCGGGCAGAACCGGUGGGUGAGGGUGGGGGGGGGAAACCGAGGACUCCUCUGCUUGGAAAGGGGGUAUCUUGCGUUUGCAGAUCUGCUACACACUUCUUAAAUGAUUUUCAGAAUACAUAUUGAAAGUGUAACUGCCCAUGAACUGCAUCAAACCUCACAUAGGGAGCAACUCUUGAACAGAGGGCUGCAUCUAGACUACCUCUAGACAAUUGUGAUAACUUCAUUUGGUAUUUGCUUACACAGGUUCUAUUUACUGGAUUAACAGAAGUGAUCCAAAAUGCCUUUCACUGAUGAGCAGAGCAGUGACUGUGAUUCUUCGCGAUCUUCAGAAAGUGCAACUUCUUCAUCUAGCGACUCUGAAUACUCAAGGCAGAGUUUUACCAGUGAUUCUUCAAGCAAGCCCAGUUCUCCAACCUCAACAAGCCCUCCCAAAAUGGUUACGUUUGAUGAAAUGAUGGCAGCUGCAAGGAAUCUGUCAAACCUGUCUCUGGCUCAUGAAAUUGCUGUAAAUGAGAAUUUUCAUUUGAAACGCAUAGAGCACACACACAACAGCUUGCCUGGAAGGGUUAAACAAAUUGUACAUAAAGCAUUCUGGGAUCGCCUGGAAGAAGAUUUGAAGGAAGACCCUCCUGAGUAUGAGCAUGCAAUCAAACUCUUUGAGGAAAUUAAAGAGAUCCUUCUUUCUUUUUUGAACCCGGGGGCUAACAGGAUGCGCAACCAAAUUUGUGAAGUCCUCGACACGGACCUUAUAAGGCAGCAGGCUGAGCACAAUGCAGUUGAUAUCCAGGGUCUUGCAAACUAUGUCAUUAGCACCAUGGGGAAGUUGUGUGCUCCAGUAAGGGACAAUGAUAUCAACCAGUUAAAGCCCACUGGGAAUAUUGUAGCAUUGUUGAGGCAAAUAUUCCAUGUUCUGGAUCUCAUGACAAUGGAUAUGGUUAACUUUACCAUACAGAGUGUUAGACCUCACGUUCAGCGCAACUUGAUCGAUUAUGAAAGAGCAAAAUUCCAAGAUAUACUUGAAGAAACUCCAAGUGCCCUAGACUUGACAACGGAAUGGAUAAGGGAAUCAAUACAAGAUGAACUAUCUUCUAUUUCUUGUGAAAUGUCAUCAUCUUCUGGUGCUAAUGGGAUCUCAAAAGCAAAUCUUAGCCCGAUUGUGGUGUUAACAAACAGCUACCUGAAAUUGUUAGAGUGGGAUUAUCAGAAAAAAACAAUUCCAGAGACAUUAAUGACAGAUGAAGCUCGCCUUCAAGAAUUAUCCAAGAAAUUGAAUCAGUUGAAGAUUGUAGCGUGUGUUUCUCUCAUAACAAGCAACAUGCUGCCUGCAGUUAUUGAGGAUAUUCCAGACUUCGUUGAGAAACAAAAAAGGAUUUCUUUUGUUUUGCUCGAAGGAAUGCAUAAGGAGACUUUUGAUUUAAAAGAAGCUCUUAAUGCAAUAGGUAUUCAGACAUGUAGUGCAAUAAAUGAAUCACUCACAAAGAGAGGCUUUCAACUAUUAAAUAAAGAAGUUCAAGCAAAUGUGGCAGGUCAGCUCUGCAAUAUUGUUGAAGAAGAUAAUGCUGUCAUCACCUUAAUUGGUAAACGAAUUCAUUUGUACAUGAAAAGUGCAUUGCUUGCUUCUCCAUGCUUUCAAAAAUCUAUGCCUACAGUUCCUGGAGGUCUUGGUGUGAUUCAGAAAGAGAUAGAGACUAUUGGCUCGCAGUAUGCUAGCAUUGUUAACCUUAAUAAACAGGUUUAUGGACCAUUCUAUGCAAGUAUCUUUCGAAAACUGCUGUACAAUGAGACAGAAACAAACAAAGCCGAAGUUGAGACUUCUACCAACUGAAAUAUGUACAGCUUCUUUUUUGGUCCCUCUUUUUCACAAUAUUUAUAUUGUGAUCUGCAUUUUUCUUUUGACUAUGCAUAGCUUGCAGUGAUGACUGUUAAUGUGAGACAGAGAGAAAUGUGUUUAUAUUAUACAGAUUACAGUCAAAUAAAUAAAAAGUUCCCUCCAAAUUAAAGCAAUUGCUACAUUUUAAAAAGGUAACUUUUGAAAGGAUUAAUUCUGUUUGUAGCUAUGGAUUAUAACAUGUGGCACUUAUUUACUGUAUUUUUCUUUUUCUUACACAAAUAUUUCAGACAUGUAUGAUAAAUGCCUACAGUAAUAUAAAUCUCUUAAAUGUUUAAUAUGCUUAUGCAAAUGAUUAUGGUGCAAUAAUAUAAAAAGUAUAUUUCAGAUUUGAUCUGAAAUCAUUGUUAGGGCAUUUGCCUUCUGCCUUUACCCAAAAUGGAUUGCUCAAGGAACCCUGCCCUCCCCCCCAUUUCUCUCUUCUCACAAGUGAGAUGAUAGGGAAGAUCAUGUGUCAAAUUUGUUCAAGAUUGUUUCCUGUUUUGAGCUUUUAAUGUAUGCAGUCUUCAUAAUCAGUACGAGUUGCUUAGAAUUUAGUAGCCUCUGAUUUCACUUGGAAGAAUAAUUCCUUUUUUUAAAAGGUAAGUCAUGAUAUUUUAACUCAUGCUUAACAACUUGCUGUAUUAUAUGCAAGCUAUAUAUAUAUUAUUUUUCUCAACUUAUUGAAGGAUUAAAAUACAUUGAACAUAUAAGUCUCUGUUUAAUACCAACAUGAAUCAGAAUUUGAAAAUGGAAAGCUGAAGAAGACAAAUGUAUGGUAUUAAAUAGCAAAUGCUAAACAUGUUCAGUUGGGCACCUUUUGCAGAUUUAUGUUACUAAAUAGUCGCAGUUGAUAUUUUACUUGCUUUUUUUCUAAUAAAAAUUGAGUUAUCAUUUUGGGCAUAACAUCUUACCUAGAGAUGUAAAAUUUCCGGAAAUUUUAAAGCCAUGAGAAAAAAAAAACGUUUCCCCCCGUUUUAUCUAGAAAAAAUAUAAAUUUUUGAAUAAUUGAAAAAAAAAGUUCAGUGUGGAAUAGUUUUAUAAAUUGCAUGAAAUGCAGUAUAUAUAAAAGUAUCAUGCUUGCAAUAAAACAGGUAACCCCUCCCCUUUCCCUCAAAAGCAACAAAAAAAAAGCAAGAAACCAUCAACAUAAAAAAAUAAUCAGAUUUGCCCCUUAACACCCAUAGCAAAUAAAGUUAAGGUCCACCUUAGUAUUUAAGCUCCAUAGGUUUACCUUUUGAGUGGCGUUUAAAAAAAACCAAACAGAAGACACAACAUAUAUGUGCAGUUUAUUCUAUCUCAUUUUCUAAACUACUACUAUUUUCAAUUUCUUCUUCCUCUUCAUCAUUUUUCUCAUGGACUUCUAAAAUCUUUAGGGCUGCACGGAUUGAAACAAGCUUUUCUACCCUUUCACAGGUCAGUCUGUUUCUUGAAUUGGUGUGAAUAUUACCAAACAUAGACCAGAUUCUUUCACAUGCAGCAGAAGAUGCAGGAAUCUGCAGUAAGCGAGAUGCAAGAGGUUGUGUGGUGUAGAGACCUUGCCACCAUGUUGCAGGAGGGAUAUAUUUUGUAGCAUCCCAGAAUGCAUUCCUGGCCCAAUUCCCUGAAGAUGUUCUGUAUUCUGCAACAUUUGAAAAUACUUUUCCAACAUCAAGUCCUACGUGCCCAGCUUGUUUCAUAAUCUAGUCAAAUGCAGCAGCUGUAUUCUCAUCACUCACACCACACUGCCUUUGAAUCUUGGAUCCAGUAGAUUUGUAGCAGCAUAUAUUGGAUGGCAACAACAUUCUUCCCAUUUCUUAAUAAAACCUUUCACUUUACUUUUUUCAGCACUUGUAAGUGGAGAUGCGCUUAGAUUUUCAAAAACGGAUGUUUUUGUCAGAGCCAUGUGGUUAGGAAUUUCUGACAAAAGUGCAGUGCCUGAUUCAGAUGCAGAGAUUGCUGGAAAAAAUGGCAUUAAAAUCUAUAGGGAGUUCUGCAGCUGAACCCAAAACACAUCCUCAUCAAGCACAUAUUUCUGGGAAUUUUAAGCUCCUCGAUUGCUUGAAGAGCUUCUUUGUCUUUUAAUAAACUUUCAAAGGGGAUCACCACUCUACCCCAACAUGUUUUACUACAGUGCUUCAGUAUCCCUAUUUUAUUCUGUGCAUUUUUCUUCUUGCUGCUGCUUGAAGACUGCAGUGACAACAUGAGUAGCUUUUACAUAUUUGAUAGCUUCUUUAGCUCUUCUAUAAAUCCUUUGAAGGGUGUCCAGUUUCAUGAGGUCACUAAGAAGUAAGUUUAGUCUAUGAGAUGCACAUCCUAUUGCAGUAAUGUGUGGAUACUUGUCCAUUAUGAUUUCCCAUCCAGCUUUCAUAUUGCUUGCAUUGUCAGCAAAGCAAAUACUUUUACCACUCUCAAUUUUCUCUAAAAUUGCAUAUUUCACUGCUGAUGCACUCUGCAGUAUCUGUUCUCUCCAGUUUCAAUGCUUCUAUAAAAGACUGGUUGAGGUAUUGUUAUCAGAAAGUUGAUGAUUCCUUCUCCCCGAACAUUUGUCCAUGUGUAAGUACUGCAAGACAUAGUGCUUCACUUAAUUUUCCUUGUACAGAUUCCAUCACACGCUCAUAUUCUGACUCCAAAAGAGGCUUGCCCAAGGAAAUGUCCGCUUGGCAAAUGGUAUGGUCGUAAUAAUUUAAAAGUUUCCUGCCAUUUUCUGUUAUUGACAAAGCUGAUCCAGAAGCAUAUAUUGCUCUUGCAAGAGCGUGAUCAAUUUUCUUCUGAUUUUCAGGUGUCAUUUUAUCUAUAAAUGAAGGUAUUGAGGCAGUGGUUUGCAACACUUCCUUACGUGAAGAGGCUGCUAGUGAAGAAACACUUUGUGAUGAUCCAGAAGCAGCAGAAAGAGUGUUUCUGGAAUUAGAACUCUGGAAGGAAAAGCAACAUGCACUUUCAUUCUGGUCCUCAUCAUUUAAUUCCAUAAAGUAUUCUUUAAUGUUUUUAGGGCACCUCUAGCCUGCAAGGAUGCAUUUUGUCAUCCUUGUAGCAUUUGGAAAAGUAUAUUUUUUCUCACUCUUAUUUGCAAAUUGCAGCUUUGCUCUCAGCAGAAAUUGCACUGUGGAAAUGUUUCCAAACUAUCACCAUUUUACUGAGAGAAGGAAAAGAAAAAGCAAUUUACUGACUAGACUAUAGGAAAACAUCAUUGUGUGAUGGUGGAGAACAUUAAGAGGAAUCAUUUAAGGGUUACAAAAGGGAAACGAAUUUGUCAGACAAUUUUUUCCUCUGACCAGUCAGUUAAGGCCUGAAAGGAAGACAAACUAUCAUCUACUCAGUAGAUUCUACUGUAUACCAAAAAUUACUCAACUGUAGGAGAUCCGAGGUACAUAAGUAAACUAAAUUGGAGUCUUUCCUCUGCAGUACUCUCCUAGUGGCACAAAUGCAUAUUUCUCUUGUUUGAGAACUGCAUUGAGAAGUACAGUGUUACUUGAAUUGUAUUCUAGAAUUUGCUUGUCUUCAGCUGAGAGAACUUGCAAUAAUUUAAGACUUUACAAAAAGUCUCAGAAAUCUCUCAUUAAGGCCUUCAUGUUAUAUAGGUUGAAUACCAUGUCAUAGAUAUAUUAAUUAUCAUUGGAAAAAAACAUAUUCCACACUCCUUUUUUUUCUUUAAAUUUUCUGGAAAAAAUGGCUUUGGAAAAAAAACCUGUUUUCUUCCCAAUUUUUCUAGUUUUUUUCCAGGCCUUCCCAUUUCUACCCUUACCAUAUGAUACUUCUGAAGUGAUUGUCACAAAGACUUUCAAGAAGGACCUUAAUGUUUAAAACAACUGCUGAUACAUAGGUAAUUGUUCCUACAGAAAUAGGACUGGGUACCUCAGCCCAUCAACUUGGUGACAAGCAAGGAGUUCUGAAAGUUAGAAUCUCUUACAAGAUCAAAGAGAUUUCAGAUUAAGGAAGAUUGAUAUGAAUUCUUUUUGUAAAAAAAUCUCAAAUAUAUAUUGCUAGGAUAUUUUGGAGGAGAGAACCAUUUUUAUUCAUACAUGUCAAUUCCACAUGGGUUUGAACAAAAUAACUUUUUGUGAUAAAUAUUUGUUCAGCAAUCCAGACGUGCUUAUGACAGCCAACUUUAGUUUUACAGAGCAAUUUUCUUAAACUGCUCAGUAUCUUAAAUGUUUUUUAGAAGAUCUUCCUUGUUCUGAUAUCCCUUGCUCUCAAUAUUCUACCUUUCAUUUUUCUAAACAAAUUGUAGCAGGUUUGAGAAGACAGGAUGUGAGAGAAGAUUAAAAUAUUUAUAUGGCUAAAGGAAGUAUUGAGACGCUAAAGGAAGUAUUGAGACACAAUAUUUGUUGACACUAGUGACUUGUAUCAAGAAGUAAAUAUGUGAAUACCUAAUAUAGUGAAUAAACUGUGGCCCUCUGAUGCAGUACUAUAACUUCUAGCAUCCUAUAUGUUGGUCAUAUUAGCUAAGGUGUUAAAAACUGUAGCUCAACAAAUGGAGGGCUAUACUUUACUAACCCAUGCCAUGUACUGAAAAUGCAAUUAUCUAAUUCUUAACCUUGAAAUUUUAAAAGUAUAAAAUAUUUUGGACCUAUACGUACUUUGGUAAGUUUGUGAAGUUAUAAUAUCUACUAAAAAACCUUUCUGUAAUCAUGUUAUGGUGUAUAUAUGUUCUGUUUUUAAGCAUUUUACAUUAUGUAUAGUAAUCAAGUAGUGAAUAUAUGUCUUCAUAAAUUUUUAAUUUACCUAGAGGGUUAGAUCUAAAUUAGUUUAACCUGGAUACCAUUUAAAACAAUGGGAACUAGUUAAAUGGAACAAGUCCCAUUUAUUUCAGUGGAUAUUAAUUGCAAUUAAGUGUAUGAAUCUAGCCUACCUAUAUUGUACAAUGUUCAUGCAGAAGAUACUGUGUGGUUUUUAUAAAUGAAACGGGCAUUUUAAUAUAGCAUGAUACGUAUGUCCAUUCAACUGUUUUUGAAUAUCUCACAACUAACCUUCAUAAUCCCUUUAAUGUUCAGAAUGCUUGGUUAAGUACAGUUGUUUCUCUUGCAUGUUACUUACUGAUAUUAUUGAAGUACAUUUACUUCAUUUGGCUAAAGUUAGAUAUGUAUGUAAUUGGUUUAUUAAGUGGUUUUUGUCUUAAAUGUAUUAUUAAAUUUGGUUUCAUUUAAAAUGUGUGCAGAUUCUCUCUCAUUUUAAUGUAUAAAUACAAAAACAUGAAGACAGCAGCAUAGAUGGUUGCUGAAUGUAUAGUAAUUUUUGAUAUUUCGAGUAGAUAGUUUAAGGGUAACAACAAUCCUUAGUGGCAAGGGGAAGCGGGGAAGAAGGAAAACAAGGGACAUGGCAAUAAAAACUGUAUCAGAGCCAUUAAAUUAGGCUAUACUGUUUUAGUCAGCAUCUGGAACAUGUUGAGAUGUAUUAAUGAUGCCUAUGUACAUGGCAACUGACAAUCACUUAGCAUAGAUAUCCAACAUACUUCAGAUUAUACUAUUUGCUUCUUUAUGCCAGGCCCAGCUGCCCAUUUCAAGCUUAAACCUCUUGGUUUUUGCUUACUUGAUAUCAGACAAAUUGCGUCUCUAUAAUAUACUCAACUAAAAAAGUUGAAGAUUUGGCUGUGAAGGAAACAGAGGACUUGAUGGACUGCAGAGGCUCAGAUUCAAUUGUACCUGAUUAGCUAUGGAUGCUUGGCGGGUGAUUGAGCCAAUCAUUCUUAGACCUAUUUCACAAGGUUGUUACUGAGGGGGAAAAUAGAGGAUGGAGUACUAUUAAGGUACUUUUAAGAUCCUGGAGAAAAAGCAAAAGACAAAUCUUGCAAGUAAAAAAUAAACUUGAAAUUACCACACUGAGACUGAAACUAGAAAUAAGUCAACUGCAGAUUGCAUACAACAGAACUUCUAUUUUAUUGUUAUUAUAAAAAUUUGCAGUUUUGGGGGGAAAUUUUGGAGGGAAAACACGAUGUUGAUUGACUGGCCCCCUGGCCAACAUACUAUAUAAAGGGAGCUAUCUUGUUGCACAUUUGCUGGAUUUGUCACUGUGAAAUAAAGAGCUGUUGUCCACACA